AUGCCUCGCCAAACAGGCUACGAGCGCCUCACGCAGGCCGACGACUCCGACGACGAGCCCUCCUACGCACCCAUCACACGGCCCUCCGGCCACCGCACCCGCACGCGCCGCUCCAACUCGGGUGUCGACAUCAAAGCCAUCAAUGCCCGCCUCGAGCGCUGGGCCGACGAGAUUGCUUCCAAGUUCAAGCGCCGCCGGCCCUCCAAUGCCGCCGAGGAAGACCGCCUCGAGAUCCAGCACUCGGUGUUUCGCGCCCCGGAUGGCGUGCGGCCCUUGACGCAGCGGGAGCUUGCGGAGCUGCCUCCCGCGGGCGCCAUGACGGAUACCGAGUUCGAGGUGGUUGUUGAGAGCGUCCGCGCGGCGAUUCGCCAGCAGGUCCAUCCGAGUAUGAUUUCGCAGGGCAGCUCGGGCAGUUAUUUUGCGAGAAACCCGGAUGGCAAGAUUGUCGGCGUCUUUAAGCCCAAGGACGAGGAGCCGUAUGCGGCUGGUAAUCCGAAAUGGAACAAGUGGAUUCAUAGAAACUUGUUCCCGUGCUUCUUUGGCCGCGCAUGUCUGAUUCCAAACCUGUCGUAUGUAUCCGAAGCAGCCGCGUACGUCCUCGACCUGCAUCUCCGCACCAAUCUCGUCCCGUAUACGGCCGUUGUCAAUCUAUCAUCAAAGUCGUUCCACUACCCAUAUCUAGCCCGCCGGGCAUUCUACCGCAAAAAGAAGCCGUUUCCGGCAAAGCCUGGCUCGUUCCAGGUCUUCCUCAAGGGCUUCAAGGACGCCAAUGUGUUUCUUCGAGAAAACCCUUGGCCGGAUCAGUACUGGGCUGGCUUCCGCGGCGACUCGAAUGGCCGGCGACGCAAGAAGAAGACGUGGACCGAGAGCUGUCGGCCCUCUACAUCAGGUACAGCCGAUCUGGAGGCUGGGCAAAAUGACGACUACGAGAGCGACGACGAGACGGAGGAUGGAGAGGAGCGGUUUAGAUGGACCGACGGACUCAAGCAGUCGUUCCGAGAAGAGCUGGAGAAGCUCGUUAUUCUCGACUACAUUAUGCGCAAUACGGACCGUGGACUGGACAAUUGGAUGGUCAAGGUAGACUGGGAGACGGGUCAGGUGUCUAUCGCAUCCGAUCCCGUCCGCCUAAACAUGAACACAGAAGAGGCAGAGGCCGAUGACGAAGCUCGACCAAGACCCGUGGAUGCAGAGAAUAUGCCUACUAUGCCUGCUACGGCAUCUUACCCGUACACAAAGCAGCGCCCAAUGCAGGCAGCAUCAGGAAGUCGGUCGAGAGAGCCAGCCAUGGCUCUUGGUGCUAUUGACAACUCCUUGUCGUGGCCAUGGAAGCACCCCGACGCAUGGAGAAGUUAUCCGUUCGGGUGGCUUUUCUUGCCCGUCGAUCUCAUCGGCCGACCGUUUUCGCAAAAGACACGCGACCAUUUCCUCCCGCUCCUCACUUCCACGGCCUGGUGGAGCGAGACCCAAACGGCGCUCAAGCGCGUCUUCCAAAUCGAUGAAGACUUCCAAGAACGCAUGUUUGCCAAGCAGAUUGCCGUCAUGAAGGGCCAGGCUUGGAACGUGGUCGAGGCGCUCAAGUCGCCCGACCACGGCCCGCUCGAACUCACCCGUCGCGCAAAGGUUUGUGUCUGGGAUGACUUGGUCGAUGUGCCCGUGGCCGUGCCCAUGCGCGCCACGUCGUCCGAGGUUCGUCGCCAGUCCGCGUCAUAUCAUACCCGUCGCCCGUCUCGCCCGUCCAUUGACGAGCUCGACAUUGCCAGCUCCCUGCCGCCAGCCAAGACGGCUGACCUGCUCUCCAUGGAAGCCGAAGAGGGUGCGGCGCCCGGCCCGGCCGACAUGCCUCAUCCCGGCCGCUUUGAAAUCGGUAGCCCCAAUGAUGAAUCUUCCCUAUCCCCUACGCUUGUUGCUGCAGAUGCGCAUCUCGAACGGCCCAAGCUCAACGCCUACGAGCCGCAACGGGGCACUCCCCGGCAGCAGCGCAGGUACUCGUUCGCGCCGGGUCCCGCUCGCCGCAACAGCAACUCCGUUGCUGCCCAGCUCUACGACGACGGCGAUGUCGAUGGCGACCUGGGCUACGCAGCCGCAGAGGGUCAGAUUGGCCAGCAGCGCAAGGUCAUCAUCGAGCGGCUCGAGCCUGUCAAAGCACGCAAUCCCGUAUUCACAUGGUGCUAA
This is a messenger RNA of [Torrubiella] hemipterigena, 2172 nucleotides long. The record is from the annotation of a GenBank genome assembly. NCBI's taxonomy places the organism in Eukaryota, Fungi, Ascomycota, Sordariomycetes, Hypocreales, Clavicipitaceae.